This is a messenger RNA of Coccomyxa subellipsoidea C-169, 622 nucleotides long. Its product is annotated as ribosomal protein L37 component of cytosolic 80S ribosome and 60S large subunit. Lineage: Eukaryota; Viridiplantae; Chlorophyta; Trebouxiophyceae; Coccomyxaceae. Bases 41 to 325 code for a protein of 94 amino acids. Gene Ontology annotation, cellular component: cytosolic large ribosomal subunit; ribosome. The transcript has 4 exons. Gene Ontology annotation, biological process: translation. Gene Ontology annotation, molecular function: structural constituent of ribosome; RNA binding. The record is from RefSeq and is a predicted model, not a curated record.
GCAGGAUCCUGGCUUCACAUCAGAAGCAGAUCUUGGCACAAUGGGAAAGGCCGGAAAGGGUACCGGAAGUUUUGGUAAGCGCCACAACAAGACACACACUCUGUGCAGACGUUGUGGAAGGCGGUCUUUCCACAUCCAGAAGAGCCGCUGCUCAUCAUGUGCUUACCCAGCAGCUCGCAUCCGCAAGUAUAACUGGAGCCAGAAGGCAAUCCGCAGGAAAACAACAGGAACUGGCCGUAUGCGCCACCUCAAGGUCGUGCUCCAGAAGUUCAAGAACGGCUUCAGGGAGGGUACUCAGCCUACCCCCAGGCCUGCAGCUACUUGAUUCCACUGGAUUAAAAUGGACACAGUGACAGCAAUCUAGCAGCAGCAGCUCACGUGAGGGAAGGGGUUUGGACUCCAUGGAAUAGAGUGUGUGGACAGCCACUAUCUGCUGUAUUUGCCGUGUCACGGCAGCAGCGGAUUUGGGGAACGUACUGACCUGGGUGCAUCAGUCAAGGUCUGACACUGGGCGAGCAAAUCUCUUCUUUGGCGGUGAUGUACCCUGGAGAUGGUUGCGUUUCUCUUGUGGCCUGACUCAGCAUUGGAUGCUGUCAAUCCAAAUCUGUAAACAAGUGCAUCU